This is a messenger RNA of Trypanosoma rangeli, 900 nucleotides long. RefSeq names its product putative spermatogenesis-associated protein 17-like. Gene Ontology annotation, molecular function: protein binding. Lineage: Eukaryota; Euglenozoa; Kinetoplastea; Trypanosomatida; Trypanosomatidae. Gene Ontology annotation, cellular component: spindle pole. The record is from RefSeq and is a predicted model, not a curated record. The transcript has a single exon. The coding region runs from base 1 to 900 and encodes 299 amino acids. Gene Ontology annotation, biological process: spindle organization; mitotic cell cycle; establishment of meiotic spindle localization.
AUGAGUACUUGUUCCUAUAUUCAACCAAUUCAGCCUCAAUUGGUCUCUUCACUGAUGGGGAUGAUAGCCGACGCGUAUGAUCUUCAGCAAUUGGAAUUGUGUGCGGCGCGGACGAUACAGUCAGCGUACCGCAUGUGGCGUCAGUAUGGGGCGUAUCGUGUGGUGAAGAGGGCCGUGGUUUGUCUGCAGCGGGUGUAUCGUGGCCACAUGCAGCGCAAGCGUGCGAUACAACGACGGGAACAAGCUGAGGAGGCGCAUGAAAGGGCCGUUUAUGAGUACUACGCAACCCGCAUCCAAGCAUGUUUCCGUGGGUACUAUGUACGGAGUCACAUGGACAACUUCUAUGCCAGGAAACUGUACAUUGAGGAAACGGUGAAAGCAUCGUUACAGGUGCAGGAAAUGGCCACGCAACUGUUCCACGAGCAAGUUGAGCGGGACACGGAAACACGGCGAUUACAGCAGGAGAAGAGCUACAAGGAAGCGACGGAGAAAUUACGCCAUCUGGUCUCAACGGUUUCUGUCAGUGGCAUAUAUAGGCGCCCUAUGGUUCCCUGUUUGACCAUGUCUGUUUAUGGAACAUGUGUUGAAGAUGACAUUCGGCGGAAUGGCGAGGCUGCGUUGCAUCUGGAACACAUAAGAAAGAUGCGAGGGACUUUAACAACAGGUCGGAGAGAGAGACAGAAAACUGGAGUGGCGUCUGCAACUACCAAGGAAAGUGGUUUCCCGACGAACAAGCAAGUGCAAGGGGGAGUUGGUGCAAAGGGGCAAGGUAAUGUUUCAACACUUCCUGUGUUGCGUGUCGCACGAAACUGGAGAGCAAGAAAGAUGACCACGGCCCUCCCCACAUCGGUGUGCGUAUGUGGGUUUUGGCCCUGUCCGGACGCUUUCAGAAAGCGUUGA